AAGAGGAUGUGGAUGGGGAAGACGAGGACAGUGAUGAUGAAGAUGAUGUCAAAUUGGUCUUUGGGAAUCAAGCUUCGCAUUUGGAUCUGAGACGACCGCAAGCGCAAGCCAGCAAUGUCAUUGGAAUUGGCAAAUGGGCUCACGGAGCUACGGGGACAUCUGCACCGGUCGGCUUGUCUAUGCCACCUCCCAAGCCUCAACCCGUUUCUAUGCCUACGGUGAACCAAACCACCGAGUACACUCCAGCGUCACGUCCAGGAGCGCAACCCUCAACCUCAACACCCAACACCUCUCAUCCCCCGGUCCAGAAUCCGCUCACUCAGCUCCCUCUACCGUCCGGGACAACUCCCGAUUCGUCCGUUAUCCCAACGUCUAACCCCAAUCUGCCACCGUCUUCCCUUCCUCCCGUGGCUGCUCCUGCUUCUCACCCCAAAAUCGACCUUUCCAAUAACACGGGAAUGAUCCCUUCCACCGGUACUUCAGUGUACGACCUCGACAUGUCUCAAUUCGAAGGCACUGGUCAACCGUGGCGGAGACCAGGAAGCAACCUUAGUGAUUGGUUCAAUUUCGGUUUCGACGAAAUAUCUUAUCCGAAGUAUCUCAGAUUCAGGCAAGAGAUGGAAGCAGGGCGGAUAGCCAUGAUGAACCUGCCGAUGGGCCAAAUGAACCCUGAUGUGGCCAAUCUUCUCCAUUUGCCAAACAUGAUGCCUCAGAUGAACGGCAUGAACCCGCAAAUGCCAUUCAACCCCCAACAGAUGCAAGCUAUGCAACAGGCCAUGGGACUGGGAGGGAUGCCAGAUCCAAACAUGAUGAUGGCUAUGCAGGGGAUGGGCAACAUGCAGGGUAUGCAAGGUAUGCAAGGUAUGCAAGGUAUGCAAGGCAUGCAAGGUAUGCAAGGCAUGCAAGGCAUGGGCAACAUGGGGGGCAUGGGGAGCGGUCCUGGGAAUGGGAAUAUGGGAAUGCAACGACUGAAUCAAGGUGGGCGGCUUUGACACCUCAGUGCGGUGCGGGGCUGAAUUUUGCUCCCAGCCCAGCGACCCUCCGCAACGCCUGCUCGUGCGGGUGAGGGAGCCGAAGACGUGAAGCAGGAAGAGGAUUCUGAACCAGGCCAGAUGUCCGAAUCUAUUGCUCCUGAUUCGGCCGCGGGAGCCUUCCGCGGUCGAGGCAUGGCUCGCGGCGUUGUACCAGGUCGAGGAACCGCCACACGUGGUCGAGGAUCUGGUCUGCCCGCUGGCCCUCGUGCUGGCGCGGGCCUGCCAGCAAAUAUCCCAACUGGCCCCAAGGCGGGUCGAUUCAAGGAUAAGGAUCGUGUGGAUAUGACGUCUUCGUCGAAUG
Molecule: messenger RNA, 1335 nt
Organism: Kockovaella imperatae
Lineage: Eukaryota; Fungi; Basidiomycota; Tremellomycetes; Tremellales; Cuniculitremaceae
Product: Fip1 motif-domain-containing protein
Exons: 5
Coding region: 180-992 (270 amino acids)
Cellular component (GO): mRNA cleavage and polyadenylation specificity factor complex
Molecular function (GO): RNA binding
Source: RefSeq, a predicted model, not a curated record